AACAGUCAAAACAGCGCUGUCGACGUCCGCGACGCCUGGCGUCACCGUCUUUAAUCUCGCUCGCAUCGGGGGUUCGUCUCUCAAGAUGGCGGGUAGGGGCAUGAACUCCGCGUCCGACAACGGCGAUGUCUCGUCGGCGACGGAAAACGCGAAGUCCAGCGCGGCCAAGCAGUCCAAAAACACGCAGUGGGUCAAACUCAACGUCGGCGGCACCUGCUUCCUGACGACGCGCACUACUCUGUGUCGCGAUCCCAAAUCGUUUCUCUACCGUCUCUGCCAAGAGGAUCCCGAACUCGACUCUGACAAGGACGAGACGGGAGCCUACUUAAUAGACCGUGACCCAACCUACUUCGGCCCCAUUCUUAACUACCUGCGGCACGGGAAGUUGGUCAUUAACAAGGACCUCGCAGAAGAAGGCGUGCUGGAAGAGGCAGAGUUCUACAACAUAGCCGAACUGGUAAAGAUGGUGAAACGGCUCAUCCAGGAGCGCCAGCAGCACCACAAGUCGCGCGACGCGCGCAAGCACGUCUACCGCGUGCUCCAGUGCCACGAGGACGAGCUUACGCAGAUGGUCUCCACCAUGUCUGACGGCUGGCGCUUUGAGCAGUUGAUCAACAUCGGUUCGUCAUACAACUAUGGCAAUGACGACCAUGCCGAGUUCCUCUGCGUGGUGUCGAGGGAGUACCCUAGCUCCUCGUCUCACACAACAGACCGCGAGUUUGAGCCAACUGACCGGGCCCAGCUCAUUCAGCAGAAGGCGGCCCGCAUGUGAAGAAUCCGGCAGGGAAGGAGCGACGACCGCUUCUGUCUUUUCCAUUGUUCCCCCCCCGUCGAAGCCAUGUUUGGCAACACAUUUCUCGCCUCUGGCCAUCCGUGCCGGAGGGUGGCGUGACGAAGCCGCGAGAAAACACCGGACGGUGUUGACGCCGACACAAGUGCUGUCGCGUCAUGUUUGUGCCACCGAGCGAGAAGAAGGGCUCGUCAUCUGUGACGCUUGUUUUUGUACGAAGACAUGCCCUCCCCCUCUCUCACCUCCUCGUGCACCCGUGUUCUUUCUCAUCGGCCUGGUGGCAAUGAAUCCCCUUCGGACUUAACAAGUGUGCACGGUGCUGCGCUUUUCGUGCUCAUUCGUGACUUGGUGCCAGCCCAUGUACUUAAAAAAAAAAUGAAAGGGAGAAAAAAAAAAGAAGUCUGGCAUUCCGACUUGGCACACCCAGGUGCCGUCUGAGGACAACAGGUGGCAGUGAACAAACAACUUGUGCUGACUGGAGUGCGGCUUUCGGGGUACUGCAGAAAGCUUUUAGAUUGGUUUGGUGAGAGGCUGUGCUUUGUCAACUGUUUUGUGCCCCAAGGUCUGCAGGCUGGUUUGUAGUAUGAGUGCUCAUGCUGAUUAAGGGGGGGGGGGAGCUUAUUGUGUUAGGCAGUGGUGCAGCACUGUUCUCAGUCUUUUGUUUUUUUCUAUGUGACUUUUCUUUUUCCACAAUGCUGUUUUGUGGCUGUAAGCGAACGUGGUGAUGCGAUUUGGCAAGCUCUGCGCGGUCCAUAUUUUGAACAUGUUGCUUUUGAUAUUCCUCGUUUCCGCAUCACGGAAAGCGAGACAGAGGACUGUGUCAACAGUGUUGUGUUAUUGCCAUCAGCAUAUUUAGUGCCUAUUGCGGUAGACACCAUGCAAAAAUAUUUGUGUUUGCCCGCCAGUCAACAUAUUUUGCACUUUGACAUUAUUUUGCGUGUUCAGAGAGGAAAGCGUGUUAGUUUCCAUGCAGCGUGCUGCAUUUCCAUUUCCUCAAGCAGCAUUUGCUUUUGGUAAUAAGUGGAAUGUGAUCUGAGAGAUUCCUUAUGAAGGCUGCCAUCUUGUUUGAUUGCAGUGAGAUUUUGUAAGGUACGGCAUACAAAAAUGCAGUGUUCUUCAAUAAUUAUGUUGGCUUUCAUCAGAAGUAUGUAUGGGUUGGUGGGGAAGUGAGUAUGCCUGUGAUGGAACCAGUGCCCAAGGCCUACAGAGAAGCUCUUCGGGAUGUUGACUGCACCCUUGUUUUGGCUCGCCUUUUAGUGAGCAGAAAGUUGCAAGCAGUCGAAUGUCAUAUAAGUCAGAGCGGCAAGCAGUGAGGACAGCACCUUGACGGGAAGCUAAUGUGGAGCUUGCGCACUACGUCGUACACGACAUUUCCAGUUGAUGAAGUACUGUUUUGGAAAAUCCUUGCUACAUCAGCCUUCAGUGCAGAGGCAGGUGUAGGUAGUGGUGUAGGAGGUAAAGUUGCUGUCUAGUCUGCACUCCUUGCAGUCUCAAGUUCCCAUAACUUUCUGUGUGUCCCCCCCAUUAGCCAUGGGGUUGGCACGAUGAAUAAGCAGUUCCAGCGAUCACUGACCUGUGCACACGGCCCACAGUUUGUAAUGCUUGCAUUCUCCGUUUUUCUACGUGACGACUCGGCACACCGCAUUUGAGAGCAACUUGGAGUGUGCGCACUUUGGAAAGCACCGCAGCUCCUCUUGCUGCUGCUACCGUUUUCACACCAAGAAUGUUUCUAGUGAGUGUGUUUACAACAUUGUGUGUGCGUGUUUGUGUGCGUGGUCAUAGCAGUUACUUAACAUCACGUGCAUCGUUCCCGUCGUCAUUGUCUGGUUGCCUUCAUGUGACCAUGUAGCUCCAUUGCUGCUUGGUUAUGUGCUCUAUCACUGUGCACCGAUGACAGAGCUGUUAGGGUAUGAAAGGUAUGUCAGUGGAGGUGUGAAUGAAAUGCCUUUUCAUAACACCUUAAAGAAUUGGCGCUCUCCAUUUUGAUGUCUUUCUUUUUUUUUUGUCACCCUUAAUUGGUGUCUUUGUGAGCCAGUCUUAGCCCAGGCGGCUGG
Messenger RNA from Dermacentor andersoni, 2844 nucleotides. RefSeq names its product BTB/POZ domain-containing protein inc (gene inc). Gene Ontology annotation, biological process: proteasome-mediated ubiquitin-dependent protein catabolic process; protein homooligomerization. The record is from RefSeq and is a predicted model, not a curated record. Lineage: Eukaryota; Metazoa; Arthropoda; Arachnida; Ixodida; Ixodidae. Gene Ontology annotation, molecular function: cullin family protein binding. Gene Ontology annotation, cellular component: Cul3-RING ubiquitin ligase complex; cytoplasm.